Messenger RNA from Staurois parvus, 279 nucleotides. Lineage: Eukaryota; Metazoa; Chordata; Amphibia; Anura; Ranidae. The record is from the annotation of a GenBank genome assembly.
GUGCCACCUGUCAGUGUCCAUCAGUCAGUGCUCAUCAGUGCCACGUGCCAGUGCCCAUCAGUGCCACCCAUCUGUGCCAGUCAGUGCCACCUAACAAUACCUAUCAGUGCUGCCAAUCAGUGCCACCUAUCAGUGCCAGUCAGUGUGGCCUAUCAGUGCCGCCUAUCAGUGCCAGUCAGUGCUGCCUAUCAGUGCCGCCAAUCAGUGCCAUAUAUCAGUGUCAUGUAUCAGUGCUGCCUUUCAGUGCCUAUCAGUGAUGCAUGUCAAUGCCCAUCAGUG